AUGGAAAUUGAUAAUCAACAGUUAUUGCACAGAAACACAUAUGGUCCGGAAGAGCAAGUGUUGCUGAUAUCUCAAGUUGAAGAAGAGCAGGAGAAUCCAAUUUAUGAUAUUACAAUGGAAAAAGAAAUUGUUAUUCCUGUGGAAGAUCAGCACAUUGAAUCACUACAAAGUAUUGAAGGAAGAAAAAGGAAAGGAAAAGGAAAGGCAAAAGAAUCUCCAUCAAUAAUAUUGAAGGAAAAUGCAUCACUGGAUGAUGUAAAACUUGGUUCUGUUUUUCAAGAUAAAAAUGCCAUGAUUAGAUGUUUUUGCUUAGCAGCUAUAAAGGAGCAUUUUGAGUUCUAUGUUAACAGGUCAAGUAACACGACAUACUCUUUGGUAUGUACUGAUAAAAAGUGUACUUGGACUGUUCGAGGUUCAAGAAUUAAGGAAUCAACACUUUUUAAAAUAGUUAAAUUUCAGAGAACACAUGAGUGCUCAGUUGAUAUUCGAAAAUCAGAUCAAAGGCAAGCAACUUCAAAUGUGAUUAGAGAUUACGUGAUUGACAACUUAAGAGACAUAGCUACUGAGGUAAAACCUAAGUUUAUCAUUUCAGAGAUGAAAAGAGCACAUGGAAUUGAUGUUGGUUAUGGAAAAGCAUGGUUUGUUUACAUAUUUUUUAUGUAUGGGGCAUCAAUUUCUGGGUGGAAGUAUUGUAGACUACUAAUUGCUGUUGAUGGAACAUUUCUAAAAAAUAAAUAUAGAGGUGUUCUAUUAGUGGGUGUUACCAAAGAUGCAAAUAACCAGAUUUUUCCUAUAGCUUUUGGAGUAGUGGAUAAAGAGAAUAAUGAAUCAUAUGAAUGGUAUUUCAGGGAAUUAAGAAAAGCAAUUGGGAUUCGUAAUGAUUUAAUGUUCUUGUCAGAUCGACACAAGGCUAUUGCAAAUGGAAUUGCAAAGAAUCUGAAGCAAAGAAGAGUGAGAAACACUGUGAUAAAUCUCUUUCAAAGUGCUGCAAGAGUAUACCUUCAAUCAGAAUUUGAUGACUUCAUGUCCCAAAUAGCUGCUGUUGAUAAGAAAACUUUCAAUUAUUUGAUGGAGGAACCGCCAGGAAGGUGGGCUCGUUCACAUUGUCCCAGAAGAAGAUAUGAUAUGUUAACAACAAAUAUUGUUGAGUCAAUGAAUAAUGUUUUAAGACGUUCAAGAGAAUUGCCAAUUUUAACAAUGAUGGAUUUCAUACAAGAAAAAUUGCAAAGCUGGUUCUAUGAAAGAAGGACACUUGCAGAAGGAAUAUUCCGUGAUAUAUCAAAUUGGGCAGAAGCAACAUUGGAAGCAAAAAUUCAACCAGCUUUUAUAUUUAGAGUAUUGCCCAUUGAUAGACUCAAAUUCAAUGUCAAAGAAGGUGGUAUGGAAUUUAUUGUUGAUCUAGACAAAAGAACAUGUGAUUGUUCUGAAUUUCAGCUAGAUGAAAUGCCAUGUGAACAUGCAAUUGCUGCAAUUGAGAGUAUACAUCAAAAGAAAUCGGCCUUUGCUCACCUUAGGUUUUUCAAGGGACUUUUGGUUGAAACGUAUGAAGGGCAAGUAAAAUCUGUAAGGUUGAUGCAACACAUGGGUUAUACCAGACACUAA
This is a messenger RNA of Nicotiana attenuata, 1602 nucleotides long. RefSeq lists its product as uncharacterized. The coding region runs from base 1 to 1602 and encodes 533 amino acids. NCBI's taxonomy places the organism in Eukaryota, Viridiplantae, Streptophyta, Magnoliopsida, Solanales, Solanaceae. The transcript is spliced from 3 exons. Gene Ontology annotation, molecular function: zinc ion binding. The record is from RefSeq and is a predicted model, not a curated record.